This is a messenger RNA of Paramisgurnus dabryanus, 1198 nucleotides long. RefSeq names its product ribosomal protein S19 binding protein 1 (gene rps19bp1). Gene Ontology annotation, cellular component: nucleolus. The record is from RefSeq and is a predicted model, not a curated record. NCBI's taxonomy places the organism in Eukaryota, Metazoa, Chordata, Actinopteri, Cypriniformes, Cobitidae. Gene Ontology annotation, molecular function: enzyme binding.
CACCCGGGGAGCUUUGCACCUCUGGCGAUUUUGGAGUUACCAGCUAGACUUUCUCCCUUGUUUUCGAUGUUUUGUAUUUUAAAUAUUAAUGCCGACAUUGACGUGUUUGUACUGAGGCUCGUGCCCUUUGAUUGUUUUGUAAACGGAACUCUGCUGCCCUGAGUUUGAGUUUCCGGCGGGAGUUUUUAUAGCGGUGCACAAACAGAACUCGCAUGUAUGCACACUGAACGUUUAAUUCAUAUUUAUUUCAUUCAUUAUUCACCGUAUUUCUCUGUUUUAUCAUGUCAGCAUCAGUGAUCCGAAGAGGGCUUGAGUUAUUCAGUGAGAAAGAUGGAGAGAAGCAUAAAAAGAAGAUGAGCUCUAAUAAACAGAGAGUUCACAAACAGAUUCGUCCAGCUGUGAGGAAUAAAAGCACAGUUAAAGACAAACACAUUAAAUCUGCUGUUGAUGAAUACAGAAAGAAACAAAAGAAGAGUCAGUUGACAUCAAACCUUGAAUAUUUUUUAAACGCUGAUUACAAAACACAAUCCAAGCACACGGGAAAGAUCAUAAAGCAGAACUCUGGACGUCGGGCUUGUCAUCAGCCAGAUCUUCCCGUCUCCAAACCUGAGGAGAAAUCCGUCUUCACUGAACAAGAGUUCCAGAAAUUUCAGGAGGAAUAUUUUUCCAAUCUUUAAUAUUCAUCUUUGGAUGAUCUCAGAAUCUCUCUUUCACUCCGUUGGACUGUGUAUAUAUUUUCUUUUCUGGGGGUUGAGGUGAUUUUUAUAAAAUAUUUCUGUAAAAGUGUUCUUGUCUGCUGAGUGUAUUUAUUAAGGAGGAACAUUAAGAUGGAGACUGGUAAUGUCUCUUAAGGCUGUUGUUGUCUCUCAUGUUAGCAAAGAAUAUGUUCCUCUGAAAGCAGAUAUCAACCAGCGGAAAACAAAAGCAGAAAGUUAUCUGGUUGAAACAAUAUUCUGUAGGGAUAUUUGUAACUUUAUUUUUAUCAGUCUUGAAGUGAACAGAUCUUUCAGAUGAGAUGUUUCUUUCAUUGUCUAGACUGUAAAACAUAAGUGUUGGGCCAUUUACAUUAAUCCAUUUAGAUGAAGCUUUUAACUAAAGUGAUUUAAGCUUUAAAUGUUAUUUGCAUUUGUGUUCCCUGGGUAUCAAAGCCAUUGAUAAUGCAAUGCUCUUACUAUUAAAGGGAUAGUUCACCCAAAAA